AUGGCAGCUGGCGCCAAGGCUCGACGAUGUGUGGGCGCACGGUGGUUCUUACUUCUUUUGGAGGUGCUGGUGCUGGUGCAGUCGUUGAUGAGAUCCAACAUGGUGUCCGCGGCCCCUGCAGAGCACCGGGCUGUUUUGGUUACCAUGUGCAACUUCAAAUACUUUCCUGGGGCAGCCAAUGUGCUGCACAGUGCUCGUGUCAAUGGCUGGACCGGGGAGCUGAUGGUUAUCGUCGACGCCAGCGUUCCUCGCUGUGCUCGGGACAUUUUGACUCACAUUGGCGCCACGGUUGUGCCUCUCUCGAAGCAAUGGGUCGGCAUGCGCUAUGGGUCCAACAAGCAGACCACUGUCCACUUUGGCAAGCUUGACUUGCUUACCGAUCCGCUUUUUCGCCGCUUCGAUGACAUCCUCUACAUGGACGCUGACAUGCAGGCUGUCACCAACCCAGAGGCCAUCUUGGCUUUGGCUCCCACGCAGCCUGCUGCCUUUGUGCGAGUUGGCAAUCCCGAGGUUCGCUUUUAUCGCGAGUCGGCCAAAAGCGUGCCUCUGGAACUCCAACAGCGAUUCCCGGACCGGGCCCGCGUUUACUCUACGCGCCUCAUGCUUUUUCACACAAGACUCUUGCCCGAUGUGGCCACGAUGCAAAGCACGGUGCAUGAACUCUUGGUGUCGGCCACCGACUACUUUGACGCCAUGUUUGAGCAAGGCCUGCUGCAGCUGCUCUUUUAUGACACGGUGGGCGACGUCCCGGCCGCCUGGCUCAACGACCGCGUGCUCCACUUCUACAGCCAGUCCUUGCCCUGGGUGCCCGGUAGUCCACAUUUUGCCAAAUUUGCCGUGACCUACGAGUCCAUGACCAGUGAUGUUGCCUGCUUGCGCAACGCCACCCAUGCUCCUACAGCCUGA
Molecule: messenger RNA, 906 nt
Organism: Monosiga brevicollis MX1
Lineage: Eukaryota; Choanoflagellata; Craspedida; Salpingoecidae
Exons: 1
Coding region: 1-906 (301 amino acids)
Source: RefSeq, a predicted model, not a curated record